Messenger RNA from Camellia sinensis, 3490 nucleotides. Its product is annotated as protein SMAX1-LIKE 6. The record is from RefSeq and is a predicted model, not a curated record. Gene Ontology annotation, molecular function: ATP binding; ATP hydrolysis activity. Lineage: Eukaryota; Viridiplantae; Streptophyta; Magnoliopsida; Ericales; Theaceae.
CUGAGAGUGUAUAUAUAAAAAAUAAUAAACAAAUUUAGUCCUAUAUACGCUCACUGGCUAUGCCAACGCCGGUUAGCUCUGCCCGGCAAUGCUUAACCGACGAGGCAGCGCGUGCUCUCGACGCCGCCGUCUCCGUCGCCCGCCGCCGCAGCCACGCUCAAACCACCUCCCUCCACGCCGUCUCCGCCCUACUCUCUCCUCCCUCCUCCACUCUCCGCGACGCAUGCUCACGGGCUCCCAGCUCUGUCUACUCGCCACGCCUUCAAUUCCGAGCCCUCGAGCUCUCCGUCGGUGUGUCUCUGGAUCGUAUUCCGACUUCCAAGGCCGACGACGAUGAUCCUCCUGUGGCGAACUCUCUCAUGGCGGCGAUCAAACGGUCACAAGCCAAUCAGAGAAGACACCCCUACACGUUCCACCUGUACCAGCAGGUACAGAAUCAAAGCCAAUCGUCGGUUUCGUGUGUCAAGGUUGAGAUGAAGCAUUUCAUAUUAUCGAUUCUCGACGACCCGAUUGUCAGCCGGGUUUUCGGAGAAUCGGGUUUUCGGAGCUCCGACAUCAAGCUCGCCAUUCUUCGGCCUCCGCCCCUUUCGCGAUCUCGUUGCCCUCCUCUGUUUCUUCGUAACUUGACCGAUUCUGAUUCGGAUUCGAAUCUGAAUCGCCGUGGUUUCAAUUUCCCUUUUAUGGGUUUUUCUGGGUUUGAAAAUGGAGACGGAAAUUGUAGAAGAAUCGGAGAGGUUUUGGCGAACAAAAAGGGGAAAAAGAACCCAUUAUUGAUCGGAGUUUUUGCGAAUGAUGCGCUUGGUAGUUUCACAGAGUGUGUACAAAGAGGGAAAAUUGGUGUAUUACCAAGUGAAAUUGAUGGGUUGAGUGUAAUUUGUGUUGAGAAGGAGAUUUAUGAGUUUCUUGCUAAAGGUGGGAGUGAGGAAAUCAUGGGUUUGAAGUUUAAAGAAGUGUGUGAUUCAAUGGAGCAUUGUUCUCAGCCUGGUAUUGUGAUUAAUAUUGGAGAAUUGAAGGUGUUGAUUGCCGAUGGCAAUUCGGUUGAUACUGUGAACUAUGUGGUUUCACAAUUGAGUGGUUUGUUGGAGGCUCAUGGUGAGAAAUUAUGGUUGAUUGGCGAAGUGGAGAGUUAUGAGACAUACAUGAAGAUUUUAGCUCAGUUUCCUUCCAUAGAGAAAGAUUGGGAUUUGCAUCUGUUACCCAUCACUAGUUCAAAACCUUCAAGUGGAGGAUUAUAUUCAAAACCCAGCUUGAUGGGGUCAUUUGUUCCACUUGGCGGUUUCUUUUCUACACCAUCCGAGUUCAAGAAUCUAGUAAGUAGCACAAAUCAGCCCACACGUUGUGACCUCUGCAAUGAGAAGUAUGAGCAAGAAGCUUCAGUUAUAUUGAAGGGAGGAUCGACCACUUCAGUUGCCGAUCAGUACUCGGCAAGUUUGUCUUCUUGGUUGCAAAUGACUGAAUGUGAUGCAAACAAGAGAGUGGAUGUUAUAGAGGCCAAAGAUGAUGAAACUGUAUUGAAUGCAAAACUUACGGGUCUACAGAGGAAAUGGAAUGAUAUCUGCCAGCGUCUUCAUCCCACAAGGCCAUUCCAUCCUGAUAUUUCGCAGUCCAGGUUUCAAAGUCAACAUGUAGAGGGUUUUCAUUUUCUUGCAGAUAGGAAGGAAAGUAGCAGUAAGAAUUCAUCGUCAAAUGAAACUGAGUCGUCCAAUCUAAUUUCUUCCACUCUAAUAGACUUACGAAAGGUUUCUCCCCUGAAACAAAAAACAGUAUCCCCAGUGGCUUCUGAAGUUGAAAAUGCAGAUUUCCAACCCACGAUACUCAUAGAAGCUUCAAAGAGUCACCAGCCCAAUCGCACAUCACCAUCUUCAGCUACUUCUUUGACCACAGAUUUGGGAUUAGGAACACUUUAUGCAGUUUCUAGUCAAGAGCCCGGAAAACUUAAAUUUGAGCAUCACAAGAGUCGUCUUCACUACUCAGGUUCCACUACUGCUGAGUUUCAUGGAGUCAGUGAGAACGCUUCAAAUCAUAUUGCUUCGCCUUCGUCGUGCUCUGGUCCUGAGUUGGGAAGGCAAGUGAAUCCAAAAGAUUUCAAGUCCCUUUGGAGAGCACUAACUGAAAAGGUUGGCAGGCAAAGUGAAGCCAUUUGUACUAUUAGUCAAACUAUAUCCCGUUGCAGGACCGGACAUGGAAGACUUUGUGGCUCAAAUCACAAAGGAGACAUUUGGCUCAGCUUUGUUGGACAUGACAAGGUGGGAAAGAAGAGAAUCGCUGCAGCACUUGCUGAGAUAAUGUUUGGCCGCAGGGAAAGUUUAAUCUCUGUGGAUCUAAGCUCUGUAGAUGGAAUGAGCUGUUCAAACUCCAUCUUCGACUGCCAAGAUUUAAAUAGUUAUGAUGUAAAGUUUAGGGGAAAGACAGUCAUUGAUUAUAUUGCUGAGGAGCUGAGUAGGAAACCUCGUUCAGUUGUGCUUCUUGAAAAUGUAGAUAAGGCUGAUUUACCGGCUCAAGAUAGCUUGUCUCGGGCUAUUAGAACUGGUAAAUUUCCUGAUUCACGUGGGAGAGAAAUCAGCAUCAACAAUGCCAUCUUUGUGAUUACUUCAAAUACCACAAAGGUUAAUAGAGAAAACAUUUCUGAGAAAGAACAUGUUGAAUUUUCUGAGGAAAGAGUAUUGGGAGCCAAAGGCUGGCAAAUGCAAAUUUUAGUUGGAUGUGUUGAUGAUGCCACUAGAACCAAUGGGAUGAGCGUAUCGGUUAUGUCAAGGAAAGAAAACUCAAAACCAAUAUCCAGGAACAAAAGGAAGCUACUUGACAUGAAUGACUCCUUGGAAAUGCCUAAACAUGCACACAAAGCAUCAAAAUUGUCCCUGGAUUUGAAUCUGCCUGUGGAGGAGUCUGAAGAGAAUAAUUAUGGAAACUGUGAUGGUGAUUCCAACUUGGAAAACCUGGAAGUUUGGUUGGAAGAUUUAUUCGGUCAAGUGGAUGAGACAGUGGUCUUCGAGCCCUUGGACUUUAAUGCACUUGCAGAUAAAGUGCUGAUGGAAAUAGAUCGAAGCUUCAAGAAGACAGUAGGGUCUGAGGCUUUGUUGGAGAUUGAUGAAGAAGCCAUGGUCGGAAUACUUGCAGCUGGUUGGUUAUCGGACAAUAAGAGAGCAGUUGAGGACUGGAUUGAGCAGGUUCUCAGCAGGAGCUUUGCAGAAGCUCAGCAGAGGUACUGCCUCACUACUCAGUCUAUUUUGAAAUUAGUUGCUUGUGAAGGCCUUUUUGUGGAAGAGCAAGCUCCUGGAGUUUGCCUUCCAGCAAGAAUUACUCUGAACUGAUUUUGUAAUAUAUAUUCUUUUUCUUUUUCGUUUUUGUUUUUUUGUAUUGGUAAAAUAUGCUUGUAAUUACCAUGUGUAAAGUUGUAGCACCCAAAAAACCUUAGAAAAUUUUUGUGUUGUAUAAACUGCAGUUGUAUAAUGCAUGUGUAAGCCUGUUGUGUCCCUCUUUUUUCUUGCCA